AUGCAGCCAAAGGCACCAAAAGUUUCUACAAAGACUCACCGUCGCUCACGGACAGGAUGCUUCACCUGCCGUCUUCGCCGCAAGAAGUGUGACGAGGGAAAGCCACUCUGCAAGGCCUGCAAGCAUCUCGGUCUUAGCUGCGAGUACAAGCGUCCAGUCUGGUGGGGCAACGUUGACCAGCGCAAGCGCCAGAAGGAAACAAUCAAGAUGUUGAUCAAGAGGACCAAGUUGUCGGAGAAAGUAAAUCAGGCAUCACCAAUGAGCGCGGACUCCCCACCCGAGCUAUCGCGCUCACUCCCAACUUCCGAUACCCUUUCAGAUACACUCGCACGACGAAGGAGCUUGAGCAUGGAAUCGGGAUACACACUCGACCAGUACGAUAUCGAGGCCGAGGACGGCGCUUACCCCGAGAUUCACCAUGGACACCCACACCACCCACACCACCCGUUCCCGCCUUUCGAGGUUGAUAUCAUGACAGAGAAGCAGACCUACAUUAACAGCUAUGGUAUGCCCAUGCGAAGGAGCUCAACCAGCACAGCCUCAUACACUAGCAGCUUGAGGAGGGAUUCGACUGUGAUGUCAUCGGUGGGCUUCCCGGAGGCGUUUCAGCUGGAGGCGGGUAUCUCCCACCACGUACACACAGAGAAUGGCCACCCUGCCGCUGCGGACUACAACUUUUUCGAUUUUAACUAUGGGCAGACCGAGGCAGUGCAGGAGCAGAUUCCAUACAUCCCAGUGGACGAGCACGACCAGCAUCUCCUCGACCACUUUAUUAACAACGUUCUUCCUAUUUUGUACCCGGUUCUGGAUUUGAACUUGGAUGGCGCAGUCAGGAGGGAUGUGAUUUUGCCAGCUCUGGCUAGCAACGAAUGCUACCGAAGCUGCUGCCUCAGUAUUGCGGCGCUUCACCUCAAGGCCACUCAGGGACUGCAGGGUGAAUGGAUUGACUCCGAGAUCACCCGCCACAGAUUUAAUACCAUUUCAGGGCUCUGCAAAGCACUCGAGAAGGAUACCGAUCACCUCGAGAUUCUCGAAGCGACCAUCGGCAUGAUUCUCUUCCAAUGCUCAGUUGGAACUCCCGACGACGACCUCCCUGACAUCCCAUGGCACCAACACUUCCAGGCCAUUACUUCCCUCGUCGGAAAGCUCGACCUGCAACGAUUUUUGCAACCACUUACAGAGACCGUACACCCAACCCCAUCAGUCAACAUGACACUGACUGCCUGGAUCGACAUCCUCGGCGCCACCAUGCGCGGCCGCGCCCCACACUUCGCCGACACAUACCGUGAGAAGCAUCUCGGCGGCGGCCAAAGUGGUCUCCGCGAGCUCAUGGGCUGCGACGACCACGUCAUGUACCUUAUCUCAGAGAUUGCCUGCCUCGAAGCUCUCAAGCACGACAACAUGCUCACCGAGAUGGAGCUGUGCGAACACAUCAAGUCACUCGGGCACCAAAUGGAUCUUACCGAGCCACAAUAUGAGGAACCCGCCUACCCAAUAAUCACUCCGACGGGCCACAUCGACCACCACCAACUCAUACGCACUACCACCGCAGCAUUCAGAUACGCCGCCAGGAUCUACCUGUGCAGCCUUGUGCCUGGAUUCGACUGCACACAGCCACAGGUUGAGGAUCUGUUGAACAAGCUCACUCACUGCCUAGAGCACAUCCCGGCGGGUCCGGAUGGCUUCGACAAGAGUCUUGUGUGGGUUAUGUUGAUUGGAGGGUCCGUGGCCAUGGAGGGCUCGAGAUUUAGGAGGUUCUUUGACAGCAGGUGCGCGCUGAUGGGAGAGGACGCCAGGUACGGGAGCUUUGGGCGCAUGGUCAGGCUGUUGGAGACUCUCUGGGAGCGCAGGGAGGUGGCUUGCGAGAACAUCACAUGGAGAGAGGUUAUGGACAGCGAAAACUGGGACUUCCUCCUCAUUUGA
Morchella importuna is the source of this 1923-nucleotide messenger RNA. RefSeq lists its product as uncharacterized. NCBI's taxonomy places the organism in Eukaryota, Fungi, Ascomycota, Pezizomycetes, Pezizales, Morchellaceae. The record is from RefSeq and is a predicted model, not a curated record. The transcript has 2 exons. Gene Ontology annotation, biological process: positive regulation of transcription by RNA polymerase II. Gene Ontology annotation, molecular function: transcription cis-regulatory region binding; zinc ion binding; DNA-binding transcription factor activity, RNA polymerase II-specific. Bases 1 to 1923 code for a protein of 640 amino acids. Gene Ontology annotation, cellular component: nucleus.